GAGUUUCUUGCAGGCUUGGACCGUGGCGUGACCCGUUCGGCUCUCAACGCAGAACUCGCGGAGGCUGCUCAAGCGGGCAAUGUUCCGCGAGUUCUGCAGGCUCUCGACCGAGGGGCAUUGCUGGAUGUUACCAACGAGUAUGGUGAGACUCCCACAUUCCUAGCUGCAAUGGCUGGCGCCACCGAGGUGAUCAAAUUACUUGCAGAACGCAGGGCAGACCUCACGCUGUCGGACAAUGCCGGCAUCAGCCCGUAUCGUGCAGCAAUGCUCCAUGGCUUGAGCGCCACAGCGGCAGCACUGCGAGCUGCAGCGGAAACACAGGAGAUUGCAUCGAUGUCGGCCAAGGGCUACGAAACAGCGCCAGUUCCAGUGGCUCCACGUUUGGAGUGUGCACAGGUGACUAGGGUCAUCCCCGUGGGCGUGGAUCAUGCUGGAGCUGGAACAACGGUGGUGGACCAUGCUUUCGACAACGCUUUUCUGGAAAGACUGGACGAGCUCUGGAAGCGGCUGCCUUUGGCGCCGAAACAGAAGGCUUCGCCAACAGAUCGAGCCUACUACCAUGAUGUUGAGGGGUGGCUGACCGGCACGAUGAACGAGGCGGUACGAGCAGCGCAGCUCACUGAUGCCGCUGUGACAAUGCCUCACAUGCGCUUCUUGAUCUAUCCGGAGCCGGGUGGAUCGCUUCCCGCACAUGUGGAUCUUUCCAGGACCGAUCAGAACCUGCGCUCCACUUACACCUUCCUGCUCUACCUCAGCGACUGCAAGACAGGUGGAGAGACCACCUUCCUGGAGUGCUUGGAAGGGGAUGAGAACCUGGCGCCCAGUGGCGGCGUCGCCCCAGGCGAGCGAGCAGAGGUGGCCGCUGUGAGCCCCAUGCGCGGGCGACUGCUGCUGAUGCCGCAUGCUUGCCCUCACCUCGCGGCCCCUGUGGUUGAAGUGCCCAAGGUUCUGGUGAGAGGCGAGGUCCUACCACCAGGCGCCAAUGUGGCUCGCGCUGCGCCUGAGCCUGCAACGGCUCAGUCGCUGCAGCAGGUCUACGAAGGCGUGCGAAGCUGCUGGGCUCUGCGCGGAGACAAAAUGCAAGGUGAAAU
Symbiodinium pilosum is the source of this 1091-nucleotide messenger RNA. Lineage: Eukaryota; Dinophyceae; Suessiales; Symbiodiniaceae. The record is from the annotation of a GenBank genome assembly.